Linum trigynum is the source of this 2012-nucleotide messenger RNA. Lineage: Eukaryota; Viridiplantae; Streptophyta; Magnoliopsida; Malpighiales; Linaceae. The record is from the annotation of a GenBank genome assembly.
AUAGCUCGUUAAAUUCAAGUUUAUCCCUACACUCCAAAUAAAUAAAGUUUUUUUUUCUGUCCAAUUUUCAAUGAGACGUCUAAAAUAUGUGGUGAUUAACUAAACAACAACUUUUUCGUAUGAUUUAGCUCGAUCGAUCAUCAAUCGAGCUGUUUUCUCUCAUGUAUAAUUCAUCUUCCUAGUUCCUACCACAACAACCAAAACUUUCUCCAUCACGUUCACGCUGCCUGUUGUUAUGGUCAUCUUCUAUAACAUGCUCCCUACCACAAGCAAAGCAUGGUAACCCCCCAACUUUUCUCCGGGACUUGGAAACCAAACUUCUUUCUUUCUUUAUUUUCCGCAAGGUUGGAAUGGAACUUUCACGUUGUUUAGGGUGACAGGUAACCAAAUGCCUUUAAGAUUAACCAAUUAAUUGCCUUAUUAAUCAAACCCCAAAACCCACAUUGUUCAUUCAUCAUCACCCCAAAGUCUCUACUUCCCUUCAACAUCAUCAUUAUAAUGUGAUCUACUAACCUCCCUUUUCCUUUUGUUUAUAUCAAUCUAAAUUUGCGCCUAAACUUGUUCUCCUCUACUGACUCCCAUCUUCCACCAUCACCAAUUUUCACGUUCACAAGCUGAUGCUUUAAGCUUUGGAUCUCAACCUACUCUAUUUUUCUUCAUUCGGUUUCUGAGUCCCUAUUAGGGAUAGCAAUCAAACCUAUGCCACAGGUAUCCAACCGCCUCCGACUCAGUCAACGCGGGGAAUCUCCACAUCAUUGACCGGGUAUGGGUAAAACCGUAAAAAGUUUGAUGGGCAUGGGACGGGUAUGGUUUUAGCCUCACCGUCCUAUACCCAUACCCAUACCCGCGCACAAAAAAUAUUUAUUCAUAUAUGAAAAAUAUAUGAAUCAAUUUGUAACCUAUAAAUAAUAAUGAGUAUAACUCAAGAAAAAUAUAUAAUAAAAAUGCAAAUGUGCGUGUGCAACUGUGAGAAUGAUCAGUGUGAAACCCCGGCCCAUGUAGAAUUGGGCUCUAUACUCCAGGCCCAAAGUAGCCAGAUUCAAUUGGACGACCGGACCACAGGCCCAAAUCUGCCAAAUCGCAGUCCAUUGGCGAAGAGGUUACAUCAAUGAUCAAACCCAAUAAAACGCCUGGUCGAGUCCUGCUCCUGCCGUUAUAGAAACCUCACGGCUUCGUCUGCAGCAGCCGGCUACCGACGGCUAAAGGAACAGCUUCCACCGUAAAACAACGCAGCUAGGAGACAAUGUUAAGCACCAAGGAAGACGGAGAACGGAAUCGACCUGCUAAAGCCAAUAUCCCUCCUCAUAUUUCACACCACCUCACCUAGUUCGAUCCCAUUUUUUACUGCACACUGCCUGAAUACUACGUUAUAAUCCAGGCUGUUUCCUUGCGAAACAUCUACAAAUACCCAUCACCACAAAACCUUCUCUACUUUAUCACCUCGCAAACUGAGAAACAAAGCCAUCGAAGCUAACUACUACUAGCAACUCGCGAAGAAAACAUGGGUCAUCACGACGAAAUCCACCAUGACGAUCACCACCACCACCAACACCAUGAACACCACCACAAUGGUCACCAUCACCAUCAUGAUCACCACCACGAAGCUCCUCCUCCUGCAAUGUAUCCACCACCGAGCCACCAUGCAUACCCACCUCCUCCGGGUCCAGAAUACCCGCCGAUGGGGAAUGCUUACCCACCACCGCAAUACACUCCUUACCCGCCCCCGCCACCGCCACAGCCUGCACCCUGUUAUGGUCACGAUCCACACGCUGCUGCACCGCCACCGGCUGGUUACCCGGUCAUGGUUGAGCAGCAUGGGCACCAGCACCAGCCUGUUGCUGCAGGCACUCAGAGCAAGGGAGAUGGCUUCUGGAAAGGAUGUGCUGCUGCGCUAUGCUGCUGCUUCGCUUUCGAAGUCUGCUGCGACUAAACAACACUUUGCAAGCCGAAUGCAACUCCGACUACCAUUCAAUGUCAGCUAUUCUAUUGUUCAAUGAAAAGCACAUGAUACA